AUGCCUGCUGUUGUUGGAUGUAUCGACUGCACUCUUAUAAAAAUUGAUGCGCCUAACAAUCACGAAGACCGUUUUAUUGACCGCCAUGGAAAUCAUUCCAUAAACUGUAUGUUGGUGUGUGGGCCUGAUCUUCGAUUUUAUUACUGCAGUGCUAAAUGGCCCGGUAAAGUACACGAUGCUCGUGUCUUACGAAAUAGUAUUCUCUAUGAAAAAAUGGAAAAUGGUUGGCGCCCACAUCCAAGAUCAGUGCUUUUGGGUGAUUCGGGCUACCCUCUUAAAGAAUGGCUUAUUACUCCUAAGUGUAAUAAUUUAGAAGAUCCUGCCGUGCGCAAUUUUAAUAGGGCUCAUAAACGAACAAGAUGUUUAGUUGAAAAUUCAAUAGGUAUAUUAAAGGAAAAGUUUCCUUGCCUCAAUCAUUUGAGAGUACAGCCUAUUUACGCCUGUAAUAUAAUUAAAACAUGCGUUUCAAUUUGUAAUUUGACCACAAACACACAUGAACUCUUAAACCAACCCAGCAGUGACCAAAACUUUAAUGAAGGUGAUCCAACGAACGAAAUGCUAAUACAACCAUCAACAUCCGGGAUAAUAAGACAACAAGAACUUGUAAAUUCAUUUAGAUAA
Molecule: messenger RNA, 621 nt
Organism: Episyrphus balteatus (marmalade hoverfly)
Lineage: Eukaryota; Metazoa; Arthropoda; Insecta; Diptera; Syrphidae
Product: putative nuclease HARBI1
Exons: 2
Coding region: 1-621 (206 amino acids)
Source: RefSeq, a predicted model, not a curated record